CUGAUCCGGAUGAGCGGAGGGAGCAGAUGACUCAGGUUCGAUGAUCCAUGGAGAUUAUAUCAUGUUAUAUUAUCUUAAAUGAACUAUCGAUGACGAAGUGGCUGUGAAUACAUAACAAGAUCAUAUGAAAAGAAAGUUAAUCCAAAAAUAUCUCAACUUCCCAACUACAUAAACCAUCAGCCCCCAUCCUCAUCAUCAAACCAACCAACAAAAACAACGAUGACCAUCAACCAUCGCAAGACCACUUCAACCUCAACAACAACCUACUACCACUCAACAACAACAACAACCAUCCAUCAUCAAAGGAGAGCAACCCACCAACAAGAACACCAGCCAGCAUGGACUUCAACUGCACUCCAUUCCAGCCUCAUCCGACCACAUCCAUCCCAUCAAACACUCACCCGACCACUCACCCCGCUCCUCACCCUGGCCGCAUACGGCUCCCUCAUCAUCACCGCCCUCUCCGCCCUCAUCGGCCUCAUCCUCGCCAGCUAUGGCCUCUCCGCUUGGGACGACGCCAAGGAUCGACUCACCGGCGUCCGCGCUCUCAUCGGCAAAGGUCGACUCCUCGUCGGAAAACAUUUCGUCACCCCAACGGCUUUCCUCCAGUCUUCUGUCGAGCCCACUAAUCACACAACGAUCCCCAGACGAGCAGCACCAGAAUGGAGCUAUUCGACCCCAGACGGGCUGAAUUCUACAACCGGAUACGAAGUCCAUCCAAAAGAAGAAGACGACGAGGACGAGGAUACGAAGCUGAAGGACUGGGAUGAGCAGGAGACAACCAAGCCAUCUACAGACCCUCUCCCCAGUCCGCCGACCAGUCUGCCCCCUCGCCCGCCGAUCUCGGUGCUCAUCGCCAGUCUCUUCCUCACCCUCAUCGUCCUCUCGGCCCGCUUGUUGGUGGUCUGGUGGAUGGGCCAACAGGCCCAGAAAAACUCCUCCCUCGCCUUCCGGAACGCCCAGCGCGCCUUCGAGGCUGCUCACGAUCACCAUCAACUCCCGCUCAAUCAUCAUCAUCAUCGACCUCAUUCCUCUUCCACUCCUCCUCAUCCUUCCUCUCCGAACAGGCUUCCCAAAUCCUCGUCCUCUUCUUCUAUCUCCUCCAAUCACUCGCUCUCUCAAGACUUGUAACCAACUUCAUCAAGAACCCCGGCCGCCCCAGUUUUGUAUUCUUAUCAGCUGUAUUUUUUUUUUUCGGGGUCGGGUUGGCUCGGCUUGUGAUCUUGUAGAUGGCUUUGUUGGGUGACUUAUAUAUAUGUAUAUAUAUGUAUCAUUAUUAUCAUGAUUGUUGUUGUUUUUUUCUGUACUACCUGUCUCGCCAUUCACCUCCACCUCCACACAUCCUUCUAUCCCCAUCCUCAUCCACUCUUCUGAUGUCCCUCACCACCCACCCCAAACAAAACAAAAAAGAAAUCACCCUCCCAUUCGAUUUCUCUUCAUCCCUCUCUCUCUCUCUUCUCCUCAUGAUGUAUUGCUCUGUUUUUUUUUUCUCCUGACCCCAGGACCUAUUUUCAUACACACACACAGAUAUAUAUAUAUAUAUAUACUACCUUUAUUACGAUGUUGGAGCCACUAAUU
Messenger RNA from Puccinia graminis f. sp. tritici CRL 75-36-700-3, 1578 nucleotides. RefSeq lists its product as uncharacterized. NCBI's taxonomy places the organism in Eukaryota, Fungi, Basidiomycota, Pucciniomycetes, Pucciniales, Pucciniaceae. The record is from RefSeq and is a predicted model, not a curated record. The coding region runs from base 220 to 1131 and encodes 303 amino acids. The transcript has 2 exons.